AUGCUGGCGUGCAGACGACUUGCUGCGCUGGCGCUCCUGGUGCUCUGCCAAGGUCUGGACGAAGACUCCUGCGACAACUUCACCGAUCUGAACCUGUCGCACUGCUUUCUGGGUACUAGUUUGUAUGUGCGCUUGCUGCUUUACACCCGCGCUAACCCGGCAUGCGGGCGCGAGCUGGACCACCACCGCUUCUCAUCCGAGCCGCUUUUUGACAUGACGCGGCCCACCGCGUUUGUCAUCCACGGAUAUCGACCAACCGGAGCACCGCCCGUGUGGAUCGACAACUUGGUGCGCCUGCUGGCCGAGGAGCGAGACCUGAAUGUGAUUGUGGUGGAUUGGAACCGGGGGGCCGCUAAUCUAAACUACCUGACCGCCGUUGCCAAUACUAGAGAGGCGGCGCUCAAUUUGACGGCAUUCAUCAGGAACAUGCAGGACGAAGGUGCCUCAUUGGACUCCAUGCACCUCAUCGGCGUCAGCCUAGGGGCGCAUUUGGCUGGUUUUGUAGGCGCAAAUCUGAAGGGAAAAAUUGGACGUAUCACAGGUUUGGACCCAGCCGGGCCGCUCUUCACCAGCGCCACACCAGAUGAGCGCCUGGACCCGUCCGACGGAGUCUUUGUGGACGUGCUGCACACCGACAUGGACUCAUUUGGUCUGCGGGGGGCUCACGGUCACAUUGACUUCUACGCCAACGGGGGUGCCGACCAACCAGGCUGCCCCAAAACUAUCUUUGCCGGAAAGUCUUACUUCGUAUGCGACCACCAGCGUUCCAUGUGGCUGUACCUGUGCGCUCUCAACCACACUUGCAAUUUGACGGCGUACCCGUGCGCGUCCUACGCAGACUUCCUGGACGGGAAGUGUCUUCAGUGCGAGGCCUUCAAACCCGCUUCCUGCCCGCAGCUCGGAUAUGACAUCAUCCAGUGGCGGGAAAGUCUCCUCCAGUUAGGACAGACCAAAGUGUUCUUCAGCACUACUGCCUCACAUCCUUACAAAAAGCUGAACUACAGGGUGGACAUGGUGACAUGGAACCAGUAUCUCCGCUGGGGGGUGGUCUACAUCCGACUACACAGUGGCAGGAAUGUCACCGAGGCCCGAAUAGACCACAAGCUCCUCCGCUUCGAGCAGUUCACAGCCACGCGUCUUUUGGCGCAGUUCGACGAGGACCUGCCACACGUCCAUAAGAUCUCCCUGCGCAUCAACACGGGCAACGUCAUCGGCCCGCGCUACAAAAUCAGACUACUACGAAUACGACUGACGCCGCUCGAGCGCCCCGAAAGGCCGUUGAUGUGCCGUUUUGAUCUCAUCAUGGAGGAAAAUAGAGAGUUAGCGUUCCGGCCGCUGUCAUGCGAUUCUCACCUCUGA
Molecule: messenger RNA, 1359 nt
Organism: Nerophis lumbriciformis (worm pipefish)
Lineage: Eukaryota; Metazoa; Chordata; Actinopteri; Syngnathiformes; Syngnathidae
Source: RefSeq, a predicted model, not a curated record